Messenger RNA from Ricinus communis (castor bean), 1693 nucleotides. Its product is annotated as serine/threonine-protein phosphatase PP2A catalytic subunit. Gene Ontology annotation, molecular function: protein serine/threonine phosphatase activity. The record is from RefSeq and is a predicted model, not a curated record. The coding region runs from base 458 to 1378 and encodes 306 amino acids. Gene Ontology annotation, biological process: mitotic cell cycle; peptidyl-serine dephosphorylation. The transcript has 6 exons. Gene Ontology annotation, cellular component: cytoplasm. Lineage: Eukaryota; Viridiplantae; Streptophyta; Magnoliopsida; Malpighiales; Euphorbiaceae.
AGAUUUAAAAAAAGAAAAAAGAGAGAAAACCGAAUUAACAAAUCCUUUGAUAAGAAAAAAAGAAAAUUCCAAAAUCCUCAAUUUCAUUUGCAUUUGAAUUGCAUUUCACAUCCUUCCUCUAUGUUCUUUCAAUUUUUAUUUAUUCAUUAUUUUUAAUUCUCGCCUUUUCCAAUAAUCACAUAAACACAAAAUUUUUAUUUCAAAAAGAAAAUCCUCAUUUCACAGAGAUCAACAGAACACACAGGAUAGGAAAAUAUAGAGGGAGAGAGAGUUUUAGAAGGGAGGAAUGAUAGACAGAUCUUCAAAACGAUUCCAUAUUUUCAUUCACAGAUCGUGAAUAUAGUGGUGGAAUCUUUUCAACAAAGUAUCUGAUUUAUCUUUUUUUUUUUUUAGUGAUUCGAAUUCGAGUUUUCUUAAAAAAAUAAAAUAAAGACCGUACGAUCGAUAUUUGAAAAAGAUGCCAUCGCAUGGGGAUCUGGACCGUCAGAUCGAGCACUUGAUGGAGUGCAAACCGUUACCGGAAGCGGAGGUAAAGACGCUAUGCGAUCAAGCGAGAGCGAUUCUAGUAGAGGAAUGGAACGUGCAACCGGUGAAAUGUCCGGUGACUGUUUGUGGCGAUAUUCACGGACAGUUUUAUGAUCUGAUUGAGCUUUUUAGGAUAGGAGGGAAUGCACCUGAUACUAAUUAUCUCUUUAUGGGAGAUUAUGUAGAUCGGGGAUACUAUUCAGUGGAGACUGUUACACUCUUAGUGGCCUUGAAAGUUCGUUAUAGAGAUAGAAUUACUAUACUUAGAGGAAACCAUGAGAGCAGGCAGAUCACGCAAGUGUAUGGAUUUUAUGACGAGUGCUUGAGAAAAUAUGGAAAUGCCAAUGUGUGGAAGUAUUUCACUGACCUUUUUGAUUAUCUACCUCUUACAGCGCUCAUUGAGAGUCAGAUCUUCUGUUUGCAUGGUGGACUUUCUCCAUCUUUGGAUACAUUAGAUAAUAUUCGAGCUUUGGACCGUAUACAAGAGGUUCCGCAUGAAGGACCUAUGUGUGAUCUCUUGUGGUCUGAUCCUGAUGAUCGAUGCGGGUGGGGUAUAUCUCCUCGUGGUGCUGGCUAUACAUUUGGACAGGAUAUAGCUGCCCAGUUCAACCAUACAAACGGGCUGACUCUGAUUUCACGGGCUCACCAGCUUGUUAUGGAAGGGUACAAUUGGUGUCAGGAAAAGAAUGUGGUUACUGUGUUUAGUGCUCCAAACUAUUGCUAUCGUUGUGGAAAUAUGGCUGCAAUACUAGAGAUUGGGGAAAACAUGGAUCAGAAUUUCCUUCAAUUUGAUCCUGCACCUCGGCAAAUUGAGCCUGACACCACACGCAAGACCCCAGAUUAUUUUUUAUAAUUUCCUUAUUUCUACCUGUUGUUUGUAUGUAAUCUUGGUUUGCUGCUGUAUCACUGUAGAUGUGUCUUGAAGAGGAGUUUUUGUUGUUUAAGUGAGGUUGAUCGACAACGUCAUUCUUUGUUUGGAGUUUGUCCUGCUGCUGCUGCUUUGUUGAUUGCUCGAGUCGGGUAGCUCGAUAGGAAAAUUGACAGGAGGCACCAAUGGCCAUAUGUCUUGUAUAUUUUCAGAAAGAGGAAAGCAGUAAUAACAUGGUAUAUCUUGUUCUGUAAUUUUAUAAUUUCAAGGUAGAGAGCAGGGUUUUUUUUGGUGAGCAAA